GUUAAAGAGUGUCAUAUGCAAGCAGCUUUUGAAAAGCCUCAAUGAUAUUGCUGAAGUUACUAGCAAGGACACAAAAAGCGUAUCUUACUUGAGUGAAGAACUGCUUGUACCUCGAACUCCAUUUUUUGUGAGGAAGCACCGCCUGUGGUGGUAUCAGCGGUGAGUUAGCUGUGGGUGGGCUGUCGGUGCAUGAGGGCGGCAUGUCAGCCAGGACGCGGCUAGCCCACUGGAACGAGGAAGAGAAAGUCAAGGCCGUGCGACAGUGAUGCUGAAAAUGCGAGAUUCCUGUGACGGCAAGUGUUUGAACUACAAAUGCGGUACGCCUAAUCGAAGCGGGCGCGUGGUAGGAGGAAUGAAACUGCUCCCAACGAAUACCCGUGGAUGGUCGCCUUCUACUACAGCGGCAAGUUAUACUGUAGCGGAAGCCUCGUCAAUGAUCGCUACAUCAUUACUGCCGCUCACUGUAUCCGCCGCGUCGCGAAGCACAAGAUAUCGCUGGUCCUGGGAAGUCACAACAAGACAACACACGACGAGGAGGGUCGCCAGGUGAGGAAGGUGGCCACGGUGUGGCACCAUCCUUCCUUCCAGAGAAACACCUACAACAAUGACCUCGGCAUCGUCAAAUUGGACGUCCCAGCUGAAAUCACCAAAUUCGUCAGACCCAUUUGUCUCCCAAGUGACAGAGACGCAACCUACGAAGGCUUGUCUGGCAUCGUGGCAGGAUGGGGACGCAUGAAGGAGUACGGCAACUCCAGCGACGUAUUGCGUUACGUUAAGGUUCCGAUCAUGACCAACGCAGAAUGCAAGACCAAGAACUACUCGCCAAGAGAAAUUACUGAAAACAUGAUGUGCGCUGGAUACGACGCUGGCAAGAUUGACGCCUGCCAGGGUGACAGCGGCGGCCCUCUCAUGUACAAGAAUGGAUCUCGAAUUGAAAUCAUCGGCGUGGUAUCCUGGGGCGAGGGAUGUGCGCGCGCUCGCUACCCUGGAGUCUACACUCGCCUCUCCAAGUACUGGACGGAGAUCGAUAGAGAACUCAACAAAGAGAAGAGUUGCUCCUGCCCCGAGCCUUAACUGGACACACUGCUCGACAUUUCCAUGCAUGCGAUCUCUCAAGUCCUUUCAUUAAUUUAUUCUGAAAUUCAAUGAAUAGUGGGUAGAGCUUUCGUAACUUAUUUACUAUACGCACUUUCUUGUAACUAAAUAAUUUAUUUGUCCAAAGCUGGCGAUAAUCUAUUCUUCAUCCAUAAACUAUCUUUACUAAAACAAAAGCAUUCGCAAAAUUUUGGACUCUGCAACGUUGGCCUUUCAUUUCCCUCUCACUUGGGAAUAUGAAACACGUGGCUACGUUGCAACGUCAUUAUUGAUUUCAAAACUUUAAUCUGUUUUAAUCAUAUCUAGGCAAAAUUGAAUACUGAAAGCAGCAAAACGUCAUUGAUUUUAACACCAAAUCUAUGUUGCCAUUAAUCAUGUGAGUGAGCUGACGCUAAUAAUAAUAACACUGCACCAACUCAACUUUCUACUAAUACAUAUUGCACAUAUAACACAUUAUUGCCAGCACUCGGUUCUCAACACUAAUCCUCAAAUAUUCCACUCUUCGGUACCCUUACGCUAUUCGUCCCUUUCCCUCCCACCGCCCUCAAACAUUGUUUCAUCAAGCUCUGUCACUCUUAAAUCCACCACCACCUAAUUGUCAACACUCAGUUAUAACUUCACAGGCCUCACGUCACCAUCCUCUAAAUCUAAAACAAUCUAACCACUCUUCAUCUCUAACCCACAAGCUCUCCAGUCUUUACUCUCUCUCUUUAUCACAUACUCUUUCCCGACACAUCAUCAACAUUCUCCUACAUCUAUUGUCCUCAGUACUUCAACUCUCCCAGCAUCACCACAAUAUACCUGCACAUAGUCCUGACCACUAACUAUACUGUACACUUGUUAUGCCCUCUCCAGCUCUCGUUUCUCUGUCACAGCUUGUCUUAAGCCUCGGCACUAUAUCACCAUCCCAUUAAAUUUUUCAAGCUAUGAUUCCCUCCAAAAAUAAGUUUCCAAACGGCCAGUACUCUAUGAAAAACUUUUAAGGUUCUACCGACACCCAAACCACCGAACCCUGGGAAUGAAGCCCGUCACGUCACCUUCCCCUGAUAUAAUUUAUUCUGCCUUUCACAGUCCACACGCUCCGACGUAUUUUCAUGAGCGCACACACACACACACACACACACACACACACACCAGGUACCAUGGAAAAAUACAAUGAGUGUUUCGUAUGUGUUUUAAAUUAUGAGUCAAUCUCACGUGAAACAUCGCUUGUCUAGUCCUGUUCCAGUAAAUAUAUGCAAAACUA
This is a messenger RNA of Portunus trituberculatus (swimming crab), 2341 nucleotides long. RefSeq names its product vitamin K-dependent protein C-like. Gene Ontology annotation, biological process: proteolysis. The record is from RefSeq and is a predicted model, not a curated record. The transcript is spliced from 7 exons. The coding region runs from base 382 to 1074 and encodes 230 amino acids. NCBI's taxonomy places the organism in Eukaryota, Metazoa, Arthropoda, Malacostraca, Decapoda, Portunidae. Gene Ontology annotation, molecular function: serine-type endopeptidase activity.